GCAACCCAAAUUCCAACGAAAAAUUAAAAAAUAUUUCUACACGUCAUCUGGCGACUGUCAAACAGUUUUACGCGAGGGUUUUCUUAUUUUUAAUGCAAAUUGGUCUGUUUUGAACAAUAAAAAAAUGGUGCUUAUAGCAGCUACAGUAUGCACAAAGUCAGGGAAAGCCCUAGUGUCACGCCAGUUUGUGGAAAUGACGAAGGCGCGGAUAGAGGGACUGCUGGCAGCCUUCCCCAAGCUUAUGACUGGAGGCCGCCAACACACCUUCGUCGAGACUGAGUCAGUCAGAUAUGUGUACCAGCCGCUGGACAAGCUGUACAUGCUGCUCAUCACCACAAAGGCCAGCAACAUCCUCGAGGACCUGGAAACUCUCCGCCUCUUCAGCCGAGUGGUACCUGAAUACUGCACCCAGUUGACUGAAACAGAGGUGUUGAACCAGGCCUUCAACCUGCUCUUUGCCUUCGAUGAGAUCGUGGCUCUCGGGUACAGGGAGAGUGUCAACUUGGCACAGGUUCGUUCCUUCGUCGAAAUGGACUCUCAUGAGGAAAAGAUUUAUCAGGCUGUUAGACAGACUCAAGAGAGAGAAGCGGCCAACCGUAUGCGCGAGAGAGCAAAGGAGCUCCAGAGAGAACGGUUGGAAGCCGCCAAGAGGGGCGGAGCGCCGCGCAGCACCAUGGCCUUCGGUAGUAGCGGUGGUUUCGGCAACCAGUCUAUGUCUUCAGCUGCAGGAGUGGAACCCAUCGCGGAGAAGAUUCCCACCACACCAGCUAGGGACACUCGUCCAGCAACCCGUUCAGCGAUGAAGCUCGGCUCCCGCGGCACGGACGCCGAGUCCUUCGUGUCCAAACUGCGCAGCGAGGGCGACGCCGCCGCCGCAGUCACCCCCACUAUCCAACCCGACGUCAAACCUGGGACUUUACCCGCGCCCGACCAGAAAGAUGUUCACCUGAGAUUUGAGGAGAGGCUUAACCUGGUGGCCGGACGUGAUGGCGACAUACAGAGUUUCGAGCUCUCGGGUCUCCUGACACUGCGCAUCAGUAACGAGCAGUUCGGCCGCAUACACGUUCACGUCGAUAAUAAGGACACCAGGCCGUUGCAGUUACAGACUCACCCCAACGUCGACAAAGAGGCAUUCCGAUCCAGCGGCGUGAUCGGCUUGAAGCAGGCACAGAGACCGUUCCCCCUCCACUCUGAUGUCGGCGUUCUAAAAUGGCGUCUUGCAACUGCUGACGAUAAGCUCGCUCCUAUCUCAGUAAACUGCUGGCCGUCAGAGGGCGCCAACGGCGGCUGUGACGUCAAUAUCGAGUAUGAACUCGAACAGGAUCAUCUUACCCUGCAAGACGUCACUAUCAACAUUCCUCUGCCAACCGGCAACAGCUCAGUAGUGGUCCACCAAUGGGAGGGCAGCUACGCGCAGAAAGGCCGCAACCUGAUCUGGAGCAUUCCACUCAUCGACAAGCAACAUAAAUCUGGCAGUCUUGAGUUCACGGUGACCCCAGCGAUCCCCAACGACUUCUUCCCGCUGACCGUCUCUUGGAGCUCGGACACCACCCUGGCGCUCCUGACCACCACCGGCGUGUCGCAGGCGGCUGACGGCUCGCCCGUCGACUACUCGCAGGAGAUCAGCUUCCAUCCCGACAAAUAUGAGAUCGUCUAGGUGCGGUCAUACAGAAAUAUAGUAAGAAUUA
This is a messenger RNA of Cydia splendana, 1688 nucleotides long. It is a transcript of the gene deltaCOP, whose product is annotated as coatomer subunit delta. The transcript has 15 exons. Gene Ontology annotation, biological process: retrograde vesicle-mediated transport, Golgi to endoplasmic reticulum; Golgi localization; endoplasmic reticulum to Golgi vesicle-mediated transport. Gene Ontology annotation, cellular component: COPI vesicle coat. NCBI's taxonomy places the organism in Eukaryota, Metazoa, Arthropoda, Insecta, Lepidoptera, Tortricidae. Bases 125 to 1657 code for a protein of 510 amino acids. The record is from RefSeq and is a predicted model, not a curated record.